This is a messenger RNA of Ruditapes philippinarum (Manila clam), 4154 nucleotides long. RefSeq lists its product as uncharacterized. The coding region runs from base 207 to 2342 and encodes 711 amino acids. The record is from RefSeq and is a predicted model, not a curated record. NCBI's taxonomy places the organism in Eukaryota, Metazoa, Mollusca, Bivalvia, Venerida, Veneridae. Gene Ontology annotation, molecular function: zinc ion binding. The transcript is spliced from 3 exons.
UUAUUCCAAUAGCCCAUAAUCCUUUGCGGCGUAGUGACUUCCGGUUUACUUCAGGUAGACGAAAGUGUAAGAAAUCGAGAUAGAUUAUCAACACAAAUUAUGUAAAAUACAGACUAAAUAGAGAGUCAGACUAAUCUCUGCAAUGAUAUUGUAAUGUGGUGAAUAUAUGUCUGGUAACUUAAGCUGGAUCUACUUUAGCUGGAGCCAUGACAAAGCAUGGGAUUAUAAACAAACCUGGUAUAGAAUCAUUAGUUGGUAAAGAAAACAUCAGAGACUACAACAGUGUUGCAAACUUGAAAAAUGAACAACUUAAGAAACUAUGUAAAGAAAACAAUGUGGAUGUUAAGCUCCCUAAGAAGGCGCGCAUUGUACUCCUGUGUCAUAUUUUGGGAAUUUCAACAACAGGACAUUUGCAGUCAGUAAAUGGUGUUAAAAGUUCUACCAAACAUCUCACUGAUGCUCAAAGAGAGGAGUUACAUAACAUUACUCCAGCAUACAUGUGUCGGCUAAACAGCUGGAAAAAGGACAUUUCAUACUUACCAGACAUUGAAGAGUCUAUAGUGAAGAAGUACUUGAUAAAUGCUGAUGUAUUAAAUACCAGUGAUGCAAGGACAUACAAAAUUUCACGCCCUUAUGCUUUACAGCAGUUUGUACAUUCCAUUACAUACAAUGAUGAAAGUGGUUCAGACAACUUUACAAUCAUUAAAGCUCAGUGUAAUCCAUCCCAAUCAACAAAUCAAGAUGAAAUUAAACUGGUGUAUGUUGUUAUUGACAAGUAUUUGGGGGAACCAUAUGGCGGAUUUUGUACUUGUACUGUUGGGAAGAGUGAGAGAUGCGGCCAUAUUGGGGCAGUACUGUUCAAAAUUUGUGAACUACAAGCCACGGGUGCAUUAGAAGGUCCUUCAUGUACCGACACACUUUGUCAAUGGUCAGACCCAAAGGGGAGUAAAGUUGAGGCUACAGUUUUUCAGGACUUAAAAAUAGGUAAGAAAGGAUCGAUUAGAAGAACUGUGGAUGAUUAUGGUCAGAAAGUUAUGAAACAACAGCCUCCUUCAUAUGAUCAAGUGACUUAUUUACGUGCCGCUUUAAUUGAAGCAUUUCAUCCAACUGGCCAGUACUGCCAUGCUAUUGAUGGUAUGAACUGCAAUAGGUUCAAACCUUCUGGUACUGAAUCCCAGUCCUUGCAGAUAUUUAGUGAAUUGCCCAAUUCAUUGCCCCAUGACAGUGAAGCUAUCAUCCCCGCGAAGAAAGUGGAUGUCAAAACUACACCUGUGUCAAUAACUCAACUUGUUACUAAAGAAUUUGGUAGUGUUGACGACAGUGGUUUCACCUUGGCAUGCGAGGAUUUAUUUGUACAAGCAGCAAAUAUGGAUAUAGAUAUAAAAGAAGUUGACAGUAUGACCAAAGGUCAGUCAGAUAACCUAGAGUGGCAUAUUCAAAGAAGAGGUGCAAUUACUGCCACCAGGUUUGCGUCUGUGAUAAAAGUAACAAGUUCUACUAAAGUGAAGAGCUGUUCUUCAUUGACAAAUGAAAUAUUAUAUCCAAAACAAAAUAGACUGAAAAAUGUUCCAGCUAUAAAAUGGGGAAUAAAGAAUGAAAGUAAAGCUAGACAAGCUUAUGUGAACAAAGUUGGACAACAUCAUAAAAAAUUACAAGUAGUAGAGCAUGGACUUAUGGUAUACAGUGAUUGUACAUUCAUUAGAGGUAGUCCAGAUGGUAUAAUAACAUGCGACUGCCAUGAACCUGUACUUCUGGAAAUAAAGUGUCCAUUUAAUGCCAGAAUGCUGACUGUGAAAGAAGGAAUUUCUGAGGGGAAAAUUAAAUACCUUGAGAUGGAAAAUGGUUGCUGUAAGUUAAAGCAGAAUUCACCUGAUGGAUAUUAUGCACAGGUACAGGGGUUGAUGGGUAUCGCCCAUGUGAAGAAAUGUGUUUUAGUAGUUUGGACAACCCGCGACUUUGUCACAAUCAAUAUUGACUACAAUGAGGAGUUCUUUAUGAACAAACUUGUCCCAUCAUGUAAGGAGUUCUUUAAGACAUACAUCAUUCCCAAGCUAUUGCUCAAAGAAACCUGUGCAAGUUCACAAGUUUUAGUGGCUGCAAGUACUGACCCAUCACAUGAAAUGACCUAUAUAGCCACACCCCUAAAUGCUCAUCAAAAUUCAACAGAUGAAUUCCAGCCUGAGAAAAGGAAGAGAUUAAAUGCCACUAGCAGUAAAGAUUGUUUAGUGAAAAGCAUUCCAGAAUCCCAAACUCAAUUAAUCAUUCCCUCAACUAAUACAUUAGUUACUAAAAAAAAAAACCUCAGCUCAUUUAAUAUUGGCAGAAACAGUGACAGAAUAUAGAUGUGCUUCAUGUAAGAAACGUUUACCAGAAGACAAUAUUGCUCCAGAUAAUUCUGAUGCCAGUGUUGGCUGUGACUGUCCAAAUUGUGGCGGUUGUGAUGUUUGGAUGUGUUGGCCUUGUGCCAAAUAUGACCAAGAUUGGGCAGAUUCUGGCGACAACUGGUAUUGUCCAGAAUGUGUCCGGGAAUGUGAUAUCGUUUUCUAAAAAUGAAUAUAUACGGAUAUGUAUCAAAAGAGAAUAUAAAGCCAAUAUCUGAAGAGAAAAAUGUAAACAUUGAAGAACAGUGAUCUUGUUGUGAUUUAAUAUCCUAAUGAACACUUCUCAAUAGAAUAUCUCUGCAUCAUGUGCAUGAACAUUAAAAGCAUAUAUUUUUAUAAUACUCUAUAAAUGUUUUAAUCUAAACAGUCAAACAUGUUAAAUUACUUUUCUAUUGGCUGCAUUAUAGUUGCUUAUAUUUGACUCAAGGAAUUAAAGACAUUCUAAAAUAUACAAUUUAUACUUGCUCCAUGUUGGAACAUGUACCGAUUGUUAAUAUUUAAAGGAAAUGAACAUUCACCGAGUUCCUAAGGCAUUUCUUGUAUAUAUGAAAACACACGAGUUAGUUCUUAUUUUCUCUAACAAAAUUGUUCAUUACUUAGUUAGCUCUUGCUUGUUCAUUAUGCAGUUCUUAUUCACUCUCACGUCAUUGAUUGUUUUUACUUUCCCAUAGUUUUUGUUUUAUAUAUACUGUAGUCAAUCGUGUAAAUGCUGUUAUGUCUUUCCUAUGUAUGAUUCACAUAUAAAUUUAUCAUUGAAAAAGAUGUGCUAGGAAUUGAAUUAUUUAAUCAAAUAUAUAAAUGUCAAACAUUUAAACUCAAUCAAUUACUACAUGUACAUAAGUGAAUUGUAGGGCUGUAAAAAUUUAAAUAUCGAUACAGUCCGAGAUCUAUUUCUUAUCUUGUGGAAAUAUCUCUCCAUUUUGUCUCAAUAAAGAUGUCACAUAUGAAACAGUUUUUACUCAAAUUACUGUACUUACUACUUAGUUCGAUAUAUCGAUGUAUUGUCAAUAUUUACUCAAUAUUUACCUUUAGAUAUAUCGAUACAUAAAUUUCCAUUUGUGACAGCCCUAGUGAAUUGAUAUUUGUUAUGUUUGUGAGGUAGAAAUGUUGGAUUUUUUUUCCAAUGUGUUUCUUAGGCAGAACAUAGGUUUUAUUUUAUGUCUAGUCCUUAUUUAUGCCUUACAGUAUGUCUUUCACUUAUUAUUCAUUUAAUCUUUGAUUAGCAAUUUUAUUUAUCAUCUUAGUUAUUGAAUUAAUUCAAUUAAGUAUAUUAAAAGGCAAAUAUUAAGAUCCAAUCAAUGCUAUAUAUAAAAAUUGAUGAUAUUUGUUAUGUGUAUGAGGUUGAAAUGUUGUUGUUUUUAUUCAAUGUCUAUUAGGCAGUACCUGUAUCUAACAUAUAGGUUUUGUUUCAUGUCUAGUCCUUAUUUAUGCCGUUAUGUCUUUCACUUAUUAUUUAUUUAUUUAUCAGGGAGAUCAAGGAAAUAGCUAUGUGCUAGUAAUUGAAUUCUUUCAAAUUGAUUUUGUGAUGUUUACAUCAGAAUUCUAUUUUGGUUACAUAUUGAGGAAAUUUUUUAAUUUUUGUGUACAAGAUUGACAUGUGUUUUAAGUGUAAAUAACAAAAAGAGUAAUAUCAAUGGUUAAAGUUGUUUAAAAUUACAGAAUUCUUUUAAUUUUUGAUAUAUGUGCAGGUAAAUAAUUGGCAUCUUGUUAUAGAGCAUAAUUAACUUCCAGCAAAAUGUCCUAUCUGGCUUAAGUGCAUAUUAAAUUAUUAUU